AUAGUGACACUCGCGGCCAAACAGCGCGCGAUCAUUCAUUCGAGAUACACAUUUGGAUUUGUUUGAGAAGUUAUUUUUUAAUUGCUAAACACUGCUAAAACAACGUAUUUUCUAAUCUCGAUUGUGUAAAAUGUAGGCAUGGGAAGUUUUUGUACUUUUUUCUUGAAUUUCUACUCCUUACUCACGUUGGGUUGAAUUGGGCUAAAAUAAUCACAAAAAGGAGGACCAGCAUAGGAGGUGGACCAGCAUAGGGGGUGGACCAGCGAGUUGAUAAAGGGAAGCAAUGUUUAAUGGUAUGUGAGUGAGAGGUUAAGGGCGGAGAGAGGUGAUAGUGAAUAGGGCUGCGCGCUCAAGCGGGAGUGCGCGCGGACAGCAAAUCGGUCGGAGACUGGAGUCGCAAGGAUGGAGAUACGACCAGAUAGGUUUAAAAUCGUCGCGGGCCAGACCCUCGGAAAAUUACACAAAAUCCUAGAGAAGCGGCAGGAAAAUGGCGAGACCAUCGAGCUCACCGAUGAGGGCCAGGCAGUUAUCGUGGAGGAGAAGGAGAUGCCCGUGGUGGACUGCACCUGCUUCGGCCUGCCACGGCGCUAUAUCAUCGCCAUCCUUUCCGGCCUGGGCUUCUGCAUCUCUUUUGGCAUCCGAUGCAACUUGGGCGUGGCCAUCGUCAGCAUGGUCAACAACCAAACCAUCUACAAGGGCGACAAACCAAUCCUUGUGAAAGCUCAGUUCAACUGGGAACCAGAAACGGUUGGAAUGAUCCAUGGGUCAUUUUUCUGGGGAUACAUAGUAACCCAAAUACCCGGGGGAUUCAUCUGUCAAAAAUUUGCAGCCAACAGAGUCUUUGGCUUUGCCAUAGUGGCCACCUCAUGCCUGAAUAUGUUGAUCCCUUCGGCAGCACGAACUCACAUUGCCUGUGUUAUCCUUGUCAGGAUAUGUCAAGGACUCGUGGAGGGUGUUUCAUACCCAGCGUGCCAUGGUAUCUGGGCAAAAUGGGCCCCACCUCUUGAAAGAAGUCGAUUGGCCACGACAGCCUUUUGUGGGUCCUAUGCAGGAGCCGUGAUAGCCAUGCCACUGGCUGGAGUACUAGUCCAGUAUUCAGGGUGGUCAUCUGUUUUCUAUGUCUAUGGCAGCUUUGGGAUCUUCUGGUAUCUCUUUUGGAUCCUGGUGUCGUACGAGAGCCCGGCAGCCCACCCCACCAUCACAGAACAGGAGCGGAAAUACAUUGAGGAGGCUAUUGGAAUGUCAGCCGCUAACUCUACACCUGUUACGAAAUGGAACACGCCUUGGAGAGCCUUUUUCACUUCGAUGCCAGUCUACGCCAUCAUCGUGGCCAAUUUCUGUAGAAGCUGGACCUUCUACUUGCUCCUCAUCAGCCAACCUGCAUACUUUGAAGAAGUGUUUGGGUUUGAGAUCAGCAAGGUGGGCUUGGUGUCGGCUCUCCCCCAUCUGGUGAUGACCAUCAUCGUGCCGAUCGGUGGCCAGCUGGCUGACUACCUGCGCACAAACAACAUCAUGAGCACCACCAACGUCCGGAAGAUGAUGAACUGCGGAGGUUUCGGAAUGGAAGCCACCCUGCUGCUAGUGGUCGGGUUUUCUCAUACGAAAGUUGUGGCUAUCACCUUUUUGGUUCUGGCUGUGGGCUUCAGUGGGUUCGCUAUUUCAGGCUUCAAUGUGAACCACCUGGACAUUGCUCCCCGCUAUGCCAGUAUCCUCAUGGGCAUCUCCAACGGGGUGGGCACUCUGUCUGGCAUGGUGUGCCCACUCAUUGUUGGUGCCAUGACCAAACACAAGACGCGGGAAGAGUGGCAGUAUGUGUUUCUCAUUGCUGCACUCGUUCAUUACGGGGGUGUUAUAUUCUACGGACUUUUUGCCUCCGGAGAAAAGCAGUGGUGGGCAGAGCCCGAGCAACUUAGCGAUGAGAAGUGUGGAAUUCUGGGUGAGGAUGAGCUGGCCAAUGAGACAGAGGAGUUGUACCGUACUAGUGGAGAAGGAGGCUACGGAGCAACGAUCCAAGCUCAAGAUCCCAACGGAGGAGGAGGAGGCGCAGGAACCUGGGUCUCGGACUGGGAUAAGACUGAGGAGUUAGUACAACCACCAGGAACCAAUAGCUACCUAUACGGAGGAGAGGAAGACAGGGAGCUAACAUAGAGGGACUUACAGGUAGGAGUUACAGAGUGGGGUAGCAGACAGAAAGAGUAGACGGUUUCCUUUUGGCACAGGAACUUGGAAA
Molecule: messenger RNA, 2230 nt
Organism: Oncorhynchus keta (chum salmon)
Lineage: Eukaryota; Metazoa; Chordata; Actinopteri; Salmoniformes; Salmonidae
Product: vesicular glutamate transporter 1-like
Exons: 13
Coding region: 403-2148 (581 amino acids)
Biological process (GO): synaptic transmission, glutamatergic; monoatomic anion transport; regulation of synapse structure or activity
Cellular component (GO): excitatory synapse; synaptic vesicle membrane
Molecular function (GO): neurotransmitter transmembrane transporter activity; L-glutamate transmembrane transporter activity
Source: RefSeq, a predicted model, not a curated record